AAUGUUUUGGUGAUGUGGCUAUGCUCCGAGAUCCAUCCGAGGAAAUAUAUCACAUAAAAAGCAGAUACAUUCACCUGGAAAGCACUCGCAAAGUGCCAUCUUUAUGUUCAGCCGUCUGGCCACUGUCCUCCAGGAGCUCUCUGGAGAGGAGGGCCCAGAUGGAGACCCACAGGGCAUGCUGGUGCCUCAGCUCCCUGCCGGUGAGGGCCAGGCUCCAGUGGAGUCUGAGGCCCCCGAGGAGGCCAUGGAGAGGCUGGCUCACCUGGAACAACUGGUGGUCCAGCUGAAGGAGCUCGUCCGAGAAAAAGAUACCCAGCUGUCUAACAAAGAUACACAGCUCAAGAAUGAGAAAGACGAAGGGGAGGCUCGCUUCACUAAACUCAAACUGCAGGCCAAAGCCAAGAUGGCUUCCCUCAGCAAACAGAUCACUGAGUUGAAAGGACAAGGAGGAACACCACAGAGUCCAGACAGCUCUUUUACAGGAGUCGGUGCUGCAGUCGAGGAGGACCUCCAAGAACUUAAGAACAAGCUGAGUGAGGAGGAGGCCAACAGCAGAGAGCUGCAGGAGCGACUUCAGACCACAGAACAAAUCCUUCAAGAGAAGGAAUCUGCCCACGCUGAACAGUUGCAGAAACUGCAGACUGUGGUCUGUGAGAAGGACGUGCGUUUCCAGGAACAGAUCCAGAAACAUGAAGAAGAGCUGCUGAGGGUCACGACACAGUCUCAGAGCGACAGCCAGCUUCAGCAGGUCCUGCACGUGUCACAGAGGCGCAGUGAAGAGCUCGAGGAGGCUUUAAACUCUCGGUCCCAAGUGCUGGACAUGCUGCAGCAGGAAGUCAGCAGUGCCGAUCAGCAAAAACAGAUCUUGACCGCUCAGUUCCGGCAGAUGGAGCAGGAGCUGGCCGAAGCCUUCAGGCAGAGGGAGGAGGAGAGGCAGCAGUGGAACGAACAGGCCAACAGGGCCGACGCAGAAGUCGCAGCCCUCCGAACCAGCCUCGACGAGUUUGAAAGAGAGAGAACGGAGUUGGUGAAGCGAGAGGGCGAGCUGGCCUCCUUGAGAGAGGCAGAGCAUGUUAGUCAGGAGGCUCUGGAGAGGGAGAAGAUGGAAGUUGCCAGAUUGGAGGGAGAACUCGCUCUGAUGAAAGAGGCUGAGCUCGCAGCCGCACGAGCGAGCCAGGAUGCUUCAGAGAGCGACGGGGCGGAAAUAGUUCGGCUUGAAAGUGAACUUGCGUCUAUGAGAGAGGCAGUCGUCCGUGCCAGCCAGGAUACCUCUGAGAAGUCAGAAGUUGAUCAACUGGAGCGAGAGCUGGCGACGCUGAAGGAGGAACACGAAGAUGCCCAGAAGAAAGGGGAGAUCUUGGCGGACGUUUGGAGACAGCUUCGUUCUCUGGCUCUUGAAGAUGUGCAAUCGGCAGAAGAGGUCUCCUUCCCUGCUGACCUUUCCCUGUUCCUGGACACUGUGCGGUCUGUUGAGACGCAAGUGGCGAGGCUGAAAGACGAACGCAGCGAGACAGAGGAACAUUGUGCCGAGCUCACCCGCACCAUGGAAACCCUUCAGGAACAACUUGACAUAAAGUCCAGAGAACAGGAGGAAACCGCUGCCAGGAUACAACAUUUGGAGCAUCACAUUAUGACGACGCCUGAAAGGGAUGAUGUGGCUCAGCCGUCCACGCAGGAUUCAUCUGACGCUAAGAGAGAGCACAUUCUGGAACUGGAGCAGCAGCUUUUAGAAAAAGACAAUGAGCUGCUUGCCUUGCGGGAGUCCCUCAGACUGGCCCAGGAGCACGGCUCCAGUGGGGAGGUGUCAUGUGAAAACUACGAUCAGACUCCAGAUCAGGGUCAGGAUGCCGGUACUCCUCCCCAUGACAGUUCUGCAGCCCUUUCUGACUUCAUGGAGGAUACACAAGAAGAGGAGACCACCUUAGUGGCUGAGGACACCUCAGUCAUCUCCAUUUCUGCUGAUCAUGAGAGCAGCCCGGAGCUUAUUGGACAUCAGUCUGAGUCCCCAGAAGAAUCCAAAGGGACCUCCUCAGACGAGAUGGUCGCCAGUAGUGAUUCGGAGGUGGCCCACAGCAGCUGGACCCUCCUGGAAGCUGUGAACCAAGAUGGAGGCCAGGAGUGGCCGUCCAUCCAGCAGGACUUUGGCGCUCUGCAGCUGCAGUCAUGGGAGGCGACGAGCAUGGAGCAGGAAACCUCCACAGUUCAAGUCGAGUCCUCCUCUGUCAUCAUCCGAGAGACGGUACAAGUUCACGUAACUCAACAAAGUUCUUCCAUCACAGAUGGCAGCGUGCCCUCUGGUCAGAUCUUUGCUCAAGCCUUAGCUGAGGAACUUCAGAAGAGGUACAGUGAGCUGAUGGCUGAGCUUCAGAGGCUCAGAGAGGCAGCUGCAGAGUCACAGGAGAAAAUCAAGAUCCUGGAAGAAGAAACGCAGUCCCUUACUGUUGCCAAAGAAGAGGCAGAGUCCCAGUCCGACAGAUUUGAAGAAGAACUUAAAUACUCUAGAGAGGAGUUGGACAAGAUCUCUCAGCGAAGCAGCUCCGGGGUGGAGAAACACAGUGUUGAAAUGCAGCUUCUAGAAGAACAGGUAGACAUUUUAAGCACUGAAAGUAAAACUAAGGAAGAGAAGAUCCAGGCCCUGCAGGUAGAUCUGGAAACGGCCUGUCAAGCUUUCUCUGAGAAGGAGGGGCAGGCCAGGAUGCUGAGUGCUCAGCUGGAGGACAGAGAGCUCCUCUCCUCUGAGCUCGAAAGGAAGCUUCAAGAUAUGGAAAACAGCAUGUUGGAAUACGCUCAGACAUCAGAGCUCAACAAUGAAAUGCUGUCAGAGAAGGACACGGAGAUCAGCGAGCUACAGCUCAGUCUCAACCAAAAAGAGCAAGAGGUGAUGGAGCUCAACGACAGUAUGUCAGCGAAACUCCUCCAAGCAGAAGAAGAGAAGUUCCAGAUAAACGGGGAAGUCAAUAAACUGAAGGAGCAGAUAGUGGACCUUGAGAAAGUCAGAGAGGUGAAACAGAAAGUUGGUUCUGAAGACUCAACCGUAGAUGUAGAUGAUGAACUCGCUAGUGUGCGAAAGGAGAAAGGAGUGCUGGAGACCCAACUGAUGACCACGAAGAAGAAGUUGCAAGCUGCACUUGUGCAACGCAAAGAGCUCAUGAAGAAGGUUGGAGAUUUUGAAGAAGAAGCAAAGAAAUGGAAAGAGCGAGAUGAACCGGCAAAGGAAGAAACUCCUGCAGACAUCGCAGAGGUAGAACAAUCCCGAGGACAUGAUAUUCAGGAAAUGGAGGCUAAAAUCAUCGAACUCGAGAAAGCUUUUAGAACCAAAGAAGAGGCGGUUGAGACUCUUGAGCUGAAAAUUACUCAGCAGGAUCAAGUUCUCACUGAGACGCUUGCUCUGAAUAGAAAGCUCAGUGAAGAAGCUGAAAACUCCCAGCAGGCUGACGGUUCAAAUGUGUUACAGUCCCAAGUGGUCUCUCUUGAAGCAGAGUGCGAAACCCUUCAGAAGAAAGUUCAAGAGGCCCAAGAAUCUCGCAAGGAAACCAUCCGCAAAGGGAAAGAGAAAGAUAGGCACCACCGUGAACAGCUGAAGCAGCAGAAAGAAGAAUACAGCGAGCUCAUGGAACGUUUUGAGGUGAAGAGCGGCGAGCGAGAAGUUCUUCUGACCCAAUUGAGAGAUUUAGAAGAAAAGGUUGGCACCGAAAGAGAACCUCUCCAUGAGACCAAGCAGCUGGCAGAACAAGUGGUAAAGCAAACAACAAGUGAUUGGGUCCAGGAGGAUUGGGUAGAUUUUGCCACAUCUGAGACGGAUUCAUCGCAACCACAAUCCAGCGAUCAAGCUCAGCAUCCUGCAGAGCAGUCUGGCGUCCAAUCUGCACAAAUAGAGGAAUCUGUGAGAGCCCUUAGAGCAGACAUCCAGACUAUGCGCAUGGCUAACACAGAGCUAGAGAAGCAUCUGCAACAAACCCAGACCAGUUUGUCACUGAAGGAAGCUGAGGUAUUGGAAUUGGGCAAAGAGCUACACGCACUAAGAGAAAAGGAAAGACAAAUUGAUGCACUCUCAGAAGAAAUUAAUGACCUUAGAGAAAAGUAUCACCAAGCUGAGUCUUACGCUGAGACCCUGAAAGAAGAGAUGGAAGUUGCAGCCAACGCAGCAUCAUCAGAUUCUACACCCUCUAUCACAACUCUUCAGGCCGAAGUGGAGGACUUCAAGCAGUUCCUCGACAGUAAGAACCAUGAAAUCAUGGAGCUGAGUCAGCAGCUGAGCGAGCAGAACUCUCUCAUACGCUCGAUGCAGGACACGGUGUCUGAGAAGGAUCAGCUAAUAUCUUCUUUACAGGAAGAACUGAACGCUGAGCAUGAAAAAGCACAAAGGGUAGAGGUCGAGGUUCCACUGAAGCAAGAGGAAGAAAAAGACAGCGAGGCAAAGAUCCAGCAGCUUCAACGGAAACUUCAGGCUGCCCUGAUCUCUCGCAAAGAGGCCUUGAAAGAAAACAAAACCAAGAAAGAACAACUGGCUUCAACUAAGAAGCUUGUAGCCGAGCUGCAGCAGAAAAUGGAGUCAGCGGAGAAUGAGCUGGAGAAGCUGAGAGCGGAAAGGGUUGGACUGAUUGAUGAGGUUGACCGGACAUUACUGGAAAACCAAAGCUUAGGAUCAUCCUGCGAGAGCCUCAAGCUGGCCAUGGAGGGCAUACUGAGUGAGAAAGACGCCUGUAAGAGAGAAGUGGAACUGGCGAAAGAAGAAGCCGCCAAAGUCUGCAGAGAGAGCGAGGAAAAGGUUCAAGGCAUGAAAGAGGAGUACGAGACUCUGCUCAAGUCGUAUGAAAAUGUGAGCGACGAGGCCGAGCGAGUGAGACGAGUCCUGGAAGCCGCCCGGCAGGAGAGACAAGAGAUCGCCGCCAGGGUGAGGGCGCACGAGGCCGGGAAGCAGGAAGCUGAAAGACAGUCCGAAGAGGCUCAGAAAGAAGUGGAUUUGGUGAAAGACAAAAUGAGAAAGUUUGCCAAAGGAAAGCAGCAGAAGAUACUGGAGUUAGAGGAGGAGAACGAGAGACUUAGAGAGAUGCAGGACAAGACUGUGAUAAAACGAGAGGGCAAGGCUCUCAAAGCGGAGGUUGAAAGACUUCAAGAGGAGUUGGAUGCUACUGUGGCAGAGAGAGACACUUUAGGGCAGCAGAUUGAAGAGUUGAACAAACAGCUUGCCCAAACAGGAGAGAAGGAUGACAAUGUAACAAAUGCAGCUGUUGUAGAAGAGGUGGUCACCGCCCAGCAAUCGGACAUAAUCAUGACAAAAGCAGAGCCCGUUGAGAGUCUGUAUGAAGACAAAGAGAAACCCCUUGAAGAGACCCCAGCUGAACAAAUAGCUGCAGUGCGUGCACCAGAAACGCAUUCACAACUGACUGAUGAAAAAGCAGAAAUAACUGAAAGUGUUCAAGUUUUAUUCGCGGAUAAAAUGAAGGAGACGGAGGCAGUGGUUAAUGCAGAGAGGGAACUGUGGCAGGAACAGGAGGCUGGACUCAAAGCUGAGCUGACCUCUCUUUGGCAAGAUCUUCAGGAGAGUAAAGAGAAGGAGAACCUUAUGGUCUCUCUAGAGAAGUGCCUGCAAGAGGGCAAAGAGAGAGAAAAGAGCCUGGUUGAAGAGGGUUCAAAGAGGGAGGCGCAGUUCAAAGAGCUGCUCAGAAGCCUUGAAAGUGAGAAAGACAACCUGGAGGAGCGUCUGAUGAACCAGCUGGCUCAGCUCAAUGGGAGCAUCGCCGGCUACCAGCAAGAGGCGGCGGACAACAGGGAGCACCUCGCCGAGCUGCAGCGGGACGUGGAAAGGUUGGAGAGGGAGCGAGCCGAGCUGGAAGCCGAGGCGCGGAGCGAGAGCGUCAGGGCUGCCAGGCUGGAGGAGGACGUGCGGCAAGCCCAGAGAGAAAGAGCUGAAGCCGAAGCCGAGUCUGGGAAGCAGAGGGAGCUGGAGCAACAGCUGAGGUCUGCUCAGAGGGUCAGGGAAGGCAGCCAGAGCAGAGCGCGUCAGCUGGAAGAGCUGCUGAGGGAGAAGCAGCUGGAGGUCCGGCAGCUGCAGAAGGACUGCAUCAGGUACCAGGAGAGGAUCAGCGAGCUGGAUAGAGAAGCUAAGGCGCUGCAGCAAGGCCAUGACGAGCUCCACAACAAACUAGAACAAUCCCAACUGCAGACUUCCAAAACCUUAGAAGACCUGCAAAGGACCGAAGCAGAGUUGGCCGGCUGCAAAUCCCAACUGGAUGAAGCCCAGAAGCAGGCGAGCAAGGCCUUAGCUGAGAAAACAACCCUGGAGCAGAAUGCCCAACAGAAAGAAGCCUUGAUGAAAGCAGAGUUAGAGCAAACCCUGGACACUGUGAGAUUCAGGCUGGGAGCCGAACUGAAGGAGUUGGAGCUGAGACUGGAAGAGGUGGACAGAGAGAGGGACAAGGAAGAGGAAGCCACUAUGGAGGCCAGAGAGGUCGCAGAAGCAGCUGAGAGACGAGCCCAGGAGGUUCAAGCCCGCCUGGACGAGUCUCUGGCCAGGCUAGCUGCCUUCUCGCGCUGCAUGUCCUCACUGCAAGACGACCGCGACAGAGUUUUGGACGAGACCCGUCAAUGGGAGACUCGCUUUAGUGAUGCUCUGCAGGGUAAGGAGGCUGAAGUUCGGGAGGCUGAAAUUCGGGCCAAGGAACUGUCAGAACAGCUUCAGGGAGAAUCUGCCCUGAAAGAGGAACUUCAGCUUACAGUGAACAGACUAGAGAAAGCACAAAACGAUUUGCAGCUGAAACUGGAAGAGGAGAAAAAGAAAGUCAAAGAGCUCCAAGCUGCACUUGCUGAGGACAGGAGCAAGCUUCAGCAAACUACAACUGAGCUGCAGGAUGCACAAAAUGAAGCUCGCACCCUGAAAAAUGAGGCGGAGAGUCUCAAUCAGAGAGCCAGAGCUCUGGAGGAGGCUGUUGGUCGGCUGCAGGGUGAAGUCGACCAAGCCAGGACCGAGCUGAGGGAGCGGGAGGCAGAAGAGAGGCGGCUGUGUCUGAACGUGGAGCAACUAGAGACAGACCUGCGCUCCUCUAAGGCCUUGACAGAGAGUCUGCAGACUGAGUUAAAUGAGAAGGAGAGGAGAGAAGUGGAAAUGCUGGGAGAGAAGGAGCAAGCUGUCGCUCAGGCGGCAGAGGAGGCUAGAAAGGAGGCCGACAGCAGGGCACAAGAAGCUGAGAAGGAGCUGGAGCAGAGAAGAGGGGAACUACGGGAUCUGGAAGACAAACUGCGGAAGGCAGAGGAAGAGAGCAACAACAGAAAAGCCAGACUGGACUCUUUCAUGAAGGCCAUGGGCUCCUUGCAGGAUGACCGAGACAGAGUCCUCAACAUGUACAAACAGCUGGAGGAGAAACACCUCCAGGUGAUGCUGGAGAAGGACGGUCUGAUCCAAGAGGCGGCAGGAGAGAACAACAGCCUGAAAGAAGAGCUGCGCGCUCUGCUGGUCCAGAGAGACGACCUGUAUGCUGAAAAGGCCCAGCUGUCCGCUCAGCUUCACGGCUACCGCGAUGAACUUAACCAAGUCCUGAGCAUGAAGGACUCCCAGCACAAACAGCUUCUGGCAGCGCAGAGACAGCGCAUUGCCUCUUUGGAAAAGGAACGGGAGGAAUUGGAAAGUCAGGUAAAGAACGUUAGCAGAGCCAGAGAGACAGAAGUAGAAGCAGUAAAAGUGGAAAGCGAGACUCUAAGCCAGGCUGCUGACUUUAGGUCAGCUUCACAGGUGACCGAUGCUCCCGGUGCAGAGGUUGAGAAGCUGAGGGAGCAGCUGCAUGCAGCCAGAGAACAGGCGGAGGCUUUGGAGGACAGCCUACUGAAGGACAGACGAGAGCAGGAGAGCAGGAGCAAAGAGCUAGCUGAGCUGCGAUGGGAGGGAGGAGUGAUGCGGACAGAGUCAGAGAGUGCUCAGGAGAGGGUGGCGGAGCUGGCCAGAGACUUGCUGACUGUCGAACAGAAUCUGCUGGGGGAGAGAGAGGCGGCGAAGCGGCUGAGAGCAGAGAACCAGUCGUUCUCAAAAGCCAUGGCCUCCCUCCAGGACAGCAGGGACCAGGCACUAAACAAGGCCCAGGAACUGAGUCUGAAGCUGGAAGAGAUGAGUAAUGCAGGAGGCCACACGGCAGUCAGCCCGGGAGGCUCCACUGGAGAAGUGUGGGGACUGAAGAACGCACUGCAAGCCCUGCAGAAUGACAGGGAGAGAUUGCUGGAGCAGCUUCACACACAGACGUCUGAGAUCAAGAAGCAGAAGUCAGAGCUGGCUCGAUUGGGAGCGGGAGAGCUGAUUAAAGUCAGCCAGGAGAUGUUUGAGGAGAAGAAGAAGAACGAAGACAUGCUCAGUCUCAUAAUGCAGCUUGAGAAUGUGGUGGAAAUGGGCAAGCAGGAAAUAGAAACUCUCAGACUGGAGCGUAUUGACUGGAUGGCUCAAGCUGAGCAGCUGAAGCACCAGACCCUCGCCACACUCUCGGAGAGGGACCAACAGCUGCGGCAUCUCACCGCCAUGCUGGAAGAAGCCCGCAGUCAUAAGCCCAAACUUCAGCAGGAACACUAUCAGAGAGAGGCUACAGAGGAAGUGGACAGCGCUCCUGGAGCUCCACAGGAGCGGAGCAGUCUGCUAGACGGCCACGCCUACACAGCUGAGGUCAAAGAGCUACAGAGAAGGCUGGAUGAAGAGAUGCAGCAGAGGGUGGCUGCUGAGGAGCAGCUAAUGGCCACGCAGGAUCAACUCAAACGUCACAGCCAGGCUAAACGGCACUCUGCACAAGAUGAGGAUCCCUCAGAGACGGCUGUUUUUAUCGAGCAGGGAGGAGCCGUCACUCGAUCUCGGAGAGGCGGCCCGGGUUUGGUGCGGAUGCUCCGAGUGGCCUUCUGCUCCCGUCAGCGUACCCCUCUGCUGCUCAGCCUGUACCUGCUCACUGUGCAUGUCCUGCUGCUGCUGUGUCUGGGAGGAUUCCUCUGAAAGCAGCUCCUUUAAAUGGAACCUGACAGAUUAGAGUUCGAGUUAGAGGAGGGGAGAGGAACUGUGAGGCAGACCUAACCCAAGCCAUCAAUAUUUUGUAUAUUGUUACAUGUAAUAAAUUAUAGGAAGGUGUGAAGGAUUUCCUCCACACAAACAUUGCACUUUACAGGACUUAAUGCUUGCGUUCACGUGCUCCUCAGAUUGUCGUUCUUCUGUCUUUGAGAGCUUUAAGUCGAGUAGAAGUAGAAGACAAGAAAGAAGUCCAUCUUUUACGUGGACAGCAAAUAGUGAUUACAACCUAGCACCAUGUUACAAAUGACAUGUGAGCAAAGAGUUGAUCUGCAAGACGUAAAUUAAUAAAAGGGUUUCUUACCAUCAACUUAACAUUUACGGCAUAUUUCUGCUUAAUAUGCACAUGAAUGCAGCAUUAAUCCUUUAGCCAAAGUAUGUAGAUUUAUAUAGGAGGUUGUUGUCAUUGGUGUUCACUAUGUUGCUCGUGUAUGACUGAGGGAAACCCAAGCAGGGAGGACAUGAGGGAACUCAUCUUAAAUCUAUGGUUUAAGAAGAAAACAAGAGAGAAUUUAUAAUGAAGUAUGUUGGCAGAUGGUGUUACGUGCCUUUAGAUUUGGAUAUAAAAGGGUCACUUUACGUUAGAGCAGAAGUCGUCUGACAUUUAGGGGACUAAGCUAGAUCAUCCGUUUGUUAAAUAUGCCGCCACAGCCUGCAGACGGUUAGCGGACACGGCUCCAAUGAUUACAAUCCACCCAAAAGCAACUCAAAAUGUUCACUAUUAAACAAGUAAUAUCUUCAAUUCAUACAGAAACCAAAGUAAAAAGUAACCAUUUGUAUUAUUGUCGUAGUCCUUUGGGCACAUGGGACGACUUUUCUUUCAUCUAACUGUCGCCAGAAAGCAAAUAAGCGCAUUUCUCAAAAUGUCAAACUAUUAUUUUAAGAUGGCUUGUGGUUCAGGACGUGCCGUUAUAGUCCGGUCUCUUCCUCUUCUCCUCAUUUCAUGCACAAAAUCGGAGCACAGUGCAAUUUCUGUUCUUACACAUUCCUAUUGCUCGUUUCCUUUUCUUUUCUUUCCCUCCUAUAUAAAUCACAUUGAAAAAAAAAGGGGAUCAUUAUAUUGAUAUGUGUUCAUAUGUAUUACGUACGUCAGCUGGCUGUGGGUUUUCCUUCUUCACAUAUCCACUAAGAGUCCUCGUCCAUGCUGCUGUUGCACACAUUUUACAGUUUGCUCUGUAGUUUUUAUGGCAGAUGAAGCCGCCAUUCUGGUGCAAUGUUCCCACAGUGUGGAUUCAUUCCUGAGGAGAAAGACUGCCGUGUUUUCUAAUGAUCUCCAUCCCAUUAAAGACUACUCUGAUGUAGCAUAAUUUAUUGCCUAUAGCAGUUAUCCACAUGUAUAUUGACAUCAUCCUCUGGAUUCUUGUUUAUUUAAUCGCACACUGUUGGUGAAAGGAUCCCUCUGUACUCUUCUUCUUUUAACGUUCAUGUUCUUCACGUGUUACACACUGAAAUAUACUUAAACUGUAAAUAACUGUUAAUUAAAAAGGGCUGUAUAGAAACCUCAAAUGUAAUAAAGGUGUCGGUGGUUUAGAUCAGGGACAGAUCUUGUCAAGCAUUAAUUAUUUGCUCAUCUGUCGGGGGGGGGAAAAAAGACAUUUUAUUUACAUUUUCCUUUUAUUUGUGAAGCAAUUAAGAAGUGGGUCUUAUUAAUCAGGGAUGAGUGACAUACUAUAACAUUUUGAAACAUUAAAAACACUACAUUGCUUCUCUAUAAGGGAGUUUUUGCUGACACACUUAAGUCACUUUUCGCAAAAGUGCUUAAAGCACAGAAUAAAGAUUGAACAUCU
Cottoperca gobio is the source of this 10815-nucleotide messenger RNA. RefSeq names its product golgin B1 (gene golgb1). Gene Ontology annotation, cellular component: Golgi apparatus; cis-Golgi network; membrane. Lineage: Eukaryota; Metazoa; Chordata; Actinopteri; Perciformes; Bovichtidae. The record is from RefSeq and is a predicted model, not a curated record.